Rhagoletis pomonella (apple maggot) is the source of this 453-nucleotide messenger RNA. RefSeq lists its product as uncharacterized. Bases 1 to 453 code for a protein of 150 amino acids. NCBI's taxonomy places the organism in Eukaryota, Metazoa, Arthropoda, Insecta, Diptera, Tephritidae. The transcript is spliced from 3 exons. The record is from RefSeq and is a predicted model, not a curated record.
AUGCUUAAUUCCUUACUUAACGUAAAGAGCUAUAUUGAGGAAAAUGACACAAAUAUGCCAGAUGUUGACUGGGGCUUUGUCAACGCAUUUUUACAGACAUUCAAACCACUUGUGGAUUGUACUACUAAAUUGCAAGCAGAACAGUAUGUUAUUGGGGAUUUUUAUAGAGACUGGCUAACUUGCGAACUGGAACUACAGGAACUAAUUUCAAGCCAAUACGAUUACGCUUCGACUUUACUAAGAACGGUAAAACAGAGGAAAGCCGUGCUUUUGCAAAAUGAAGCAUUUUUAUCAGCGAUUUAUGUCGACCCUAGGUUCAAUUUUUUACAUUCGCCAUAUUUGAACCAAACUCAAAAAUACAAAGCAGUGGAACACCUUCUUAAUACAUUCGAAGCUAUUCAAGAAUUAGCUGGAAAUCCACCCAACAACGAAGAAGCGGUAUUUGAUAAUUAA